This is a messenger RNA of Cryptomeria japonica (Japanese cedar), 882 nucleotides long. RefSeq lists its product as uncharacterized. NCBI's taxonomy places the organism in Eukaryota, Viridiplantae, Streptophyta, Pinopsida, Cupressales, Cupressaceae. The transcript has a single exon. Bases 1 to 882 code for a protein of 293 amino acids. The record is from RefSeq and is a predicted model, not a curated record. Gene Ontology annotation, molecular function: phosphoprotein phosphatase activity.
AUGGUGGACGACGAGCCAGAAAGCUAUAAACUGCAACCGAAAAAUGCUUUUCCGGUGAAGCCAUCUUAUGGUGAACUUAUCGACAUAUAUCUUUUUAGGGUCAUAUAUUUUUGUAAAAUAGUGGUUAUGUGUACCGAUGUGAGGGAUACCAUAUGGACAUAUGAGGCUUUGAAUGAGAGCUAUAAUGUUAAGGAAUUAGCUCCCCAUUGCAGUGGGAAGAAAAUAAUCAUGUUGGAAUUGUUUCAAGUUCUGGUAAAGGAAAGCCAUGAGCCUCUGCAAUAUUAUGACUUUUUUAUUUCAUUCAUUCAUGAUACUGCAACUGGAUUGCGAGAAAUAGUCCCUUAUUAUGUCUUGAAAAGGCCUAGUGUGGAAAGUUUCUUUGUUGAAUUGGCUGAAAAUUAUAAAAUUGUUCUUUUUACAGAUGCACAGAAAAAAUAUGCAGAUCUUAUACUAGACAAACUUGAUAUUGAUUUCAUUAUAGAGGGUCAUUUGUGUAGGAAUUCAUGCACUCACCUAGAUGAUGUUUAUGUGAAAGAUUUGACCAAGAUCAAUCCUUCUCAUAGGAUUAGGGAUUUGCAUUUGAAGGAUGUUUUCAUGGUUGAUGUUAAUCCAAGGUGUGAAUUUCAAUUAGAGAAUGGAAUUUUGGAAAAGGCAUUUGCUGGUGAUGUAAAAAAUAGAGAAUUGUUUGAGCUUGCAAUGUUUUGUGAAAGUGCAGUUGAAUGUAAUGAUGUGAGAGACGCUAUAAGAGUUCAUACAGAUUCUCCAAGUCCAAAGUGUUUGGCUACUCGUAAGUUGCAGAACUUUGCUAGAAAUGCAUGGCUGGUUUUCCACCACCAUCGCCAUCCUCAUCUUCCCCACUCAUAUCACCAUGAUCACCAGUAA